Molecule: messenger RNA, 501 nt
Organism: Galeopterus variegatus (Sunda flying lemur)
Lineage: Eukaryota; Metazoa; Chordata; Mammalia; Dermoptera; Cynocephalidae
Product: N-acetyllactosaminide beta-1,6-N-acetylglucosaminyl-transferase, isoform C-like
Exons: 1
Biological process (GO): transforming growth factor beta receptor signaling pathway
Cellular component (GO): membrane
Molecular function (GO): acetylglucosaminyltransferase activity
Source: RefSeq, a predicted model, not a curated record
AUGCUCAGUGUGGUUAUUUAUGUGAUACUCUAUCGUAGCCAACUGAGACCAACAAAACGUUCGGAGAGGCUAAACAGUUCCAGUGAACGGUAUUUUACAAUAGAUGCCUGCAAUUAUGCCUUAGAAGAGAAAUCGGUCUUUUUGUGGAGAAAGACGUCCUUGCCUUUGCGAAGUGUCCCUUGCGAGGACUACCUGACCCAGAAUCACUACAUCACAAGCCCCCUGUCAGAAGAAGAAGCUGAGUUCCCUCUGGCAUAUGUCAUGGCCAUCCACAAGGACUUUGAUACUUUCUCCAGGCUCUUUAGGGCAAUCUACAUGCCCCAAAACGUCUACUGUGUUCAUGUGGAUGAGAAAGCCACAGCUGCGUUUAAGAAAUCCGUGCAGCAGUUACUGAGUUGCUUUGAAAAUGCUUUUCUGGCUUCUAAGAUGGAGCCAGUUGUCUAUGGUGGGAUUUCCAGGCUCCAGGCUGACCUGAACUGCCUCAAAGACCUUGUGGCCUCC